AUGUACUACGAUUUCCCGAUCCACGAGGGGACCCUGCUGUCCUCCGGCUACGAGGUGCAGGCCUUUCUCGGGGAGGGCAGCUUUGGUAAGGUGGCCAUGUGUAUGGACAAUGUAACCAACACAAAUAAGGCCGUUAAAAUAUCCAAGGAUGGACCCCUUCUCUUUGAGCGAGCACUGGAAGAGAUUAAAAUUCUCCAGAAGCUGCAGACUCUCGAUGCAGAUAAAUGCAGUCUGGUGAAAUGGUAUGGCUCGUUCUACCAUGAAAAGUUAAUUUGUUUGGAGUUUGAGCUCCUGGACCUGAGUCUCUAUGAGUACAUGCUGCAGAGAAAACACAACGCUCUGCCCAUAGCUGAGAUCCGUCCAGUUUUACGUCAACUGACAACAGCACUGCUCCACCUUGAGGCCCUGGAAAUAAUCCACGCUGAUAUAAAGCCUGAGAAUAUUAUGGUGGUGAACCGCUGGCAGCAUCCGCUUCAGGUCAAACUCAUUGACUUCGGCCUGGCUCGCCACGUGUCCGAGGCCGUUCCAGGGACCGCUGUUCAGAGUCUGUGGUACAGGGCACCAGAGGUCCUCCUGGGCAUGGACUUCAGUGAACAGAUUGACAUGUGGUCUCUCGGUGCUGUGGCUGCGGAAAUAGCAGCAGGCUUUGGACUGUUCCCCAUGGACCACGAAUAUGACGCGCUUAAACUCAUUGUGGACUUGGUGGGUCAGCCUCCAGAUGUUCUAUUGAACUGUGGACAAAAAAGCAGCUUCUACUUUAACAUUAAGGGGAGCUACAACCAGCAAACAUGGAGACUUAAGACUCCAUGGGAGUUUGCAGUACAGACCGGGCAUCACUUCAGAGGAAACCAAUGUUUCCACCUUAGGUCUCUUGAUGACCUGGUGGAGGUGAUACCUUACAGACACAUGGCCAAGAGAGAGAAGUUGCUGAACUUUGUGGACCUCUUGAAAAAGAUGCUGUUUCCGGACAAGUGCGGACGGAUUAUUCCCCUCACAGUCCUGGAGCAUCCGUUCUUCGCUGUGGAGCAGGACCCUGAACUUUUACAGAACGUCCAAAGUGUUGUGUUCAAGGCCAUGACUCCUGCCGAGCACACAGUCUCUGCUCAGCCAGAGGAUGAAGCUGCUCACAUGGAGCCUGGUCAUCAAAGUGACCAGCGGCGAAAGAAAGGGCAGAGUCAGGAGAUUCCUGAAGAGCAUCAGAAACGCUCUCUUCUCCCGUGUCCGCUGUGA
This is a messenger RNA of Trematomus bernacchii (emerald rockcod), 1230 nucleotides long. RefSeq names its product homeodomain-interacting protein kinase 2-like. Gene Ontology annotation, biological process: peptidyl-serine phosphorylation; peptidyl-threonine phosphorylation. The record is from RefSeq and is a predicted model, not a curated record. NCBI's taxonomy places the organism in Eukaryota, Metazoa, Chordata, Actinopteri, Perciformes, Nototheniidae. The transcript has 9 exons. Gene Ontology annotation, molecular function: protein tyrosine kinase activity; ATP binding; protein serine/threonine kinase activity. Gene Ontology annotation, cellular component: cytoplasm; nucleus. Bases 1 to 1230 code for a protein of 409 amino acids.